AUCGUGAUAGAAAGCUGCUGGUCAUCGGCGAAAUAUUACCGCUUUAUCGUAUCGAUGCCAGUGCGAUCUUGCACGAAAUAUUUUAUGCUGGGCUUGUUUGCAGAUAGCCAAUAGUAAGCGGCCGAUUAAAAGAGCCCUGCUUGAUAACGAGAUAGCUAUUUAUCGACAGCGACACCCCGCCAGAGGACUACUGUCCCAUCGCUCAUCAACGUGUCCUCACGUACGCUUGCAUGUACAAUGCCGCUGCCCGGUCUCCUCGAGCUCACGACCAGCGUGAAGAAGUCUUGGUAAACCUGUGACGUGAAGCUACGUGCUGAAUCGCGAUCUUGACCUCGAGGACGCGUUUCUCGAGCGCGGAGACAGCCGCUCCAAGCAUCACGUGUCAAGCAUCGUGUUAUGCGACUCGGUAGCAAUUUGCCAGCGAGAAGAUGGGGAUCACGAUGUCGAAGAUCAAAAUCGGCCCCUGGGGAAAAGAGGCUAAGGGUGGGUCCAAGGUGGUCGAUACCCCCGGCAGCAAGAUGGACAACUACGAGGACAUGGAACUGAUGCUGCUGAGGAAGUCCAUCAAGAGGAAUCCGGAGAUUUUUAUUCUGAACAACCUCAUGCUGUGUGUCCAGUUCUUUGAGAAUUAUGAGGAAAAUAUCAUCCAAGUUAAAAAGACCCUGGCGUCGUCCUCCGAAGCUAAGCUAAAUAAGAAACUACCUCCUCAGAAGCACGUUUUGAUGCCGGAUGUUCUUCAGGAACAUGUCUCGCACAAUGUCGCCUUCAUCUCGACGCGACAGACCUCCCGUCCCACCAUCGAGCCACUGCACCCUAUCCGCAUUUACGUCGUGCACGACAACAUCGAGAUCACGGAGCAGCAUUAUCUGCCGGAGUACAGCAGCGUGAACAAUGAGAUUACAUACAACAUGAUGGUGAAACCGAGCGAAUAUCAAGGAUACGUGCGGCUGGAGCUCCUCGACGAGACCCCGUACACGAAGAAUUCCGUCAAGAAGGAAGAUAUCGACCCUUCAGCGGAGGACGACGACGAGACAUACAGCGACACCGACAGCAUCUACGUUCCCAAGCCUGCCUCGAAGAUGGUUCGCUCCCAGAAGAUGAAGAAAGGCAACUUCCAGCCGAACAAUGCUAGAUCUUUGCCAAAUUUGCACAACGACGAGGCCAUGUACAAGGACCAGGCGUACCACUCGCGUGACAAUCUGUACGAAACUCGAUCCAGCCACGACAUCAGGCCCGAGUCCGACUACGAGCAUGUGUCUUCAGCUUCGGACGACCGGUUGACCAAGAGAGCUUGGCCGAAGAGCGAAUUGCCGGCAAAGUCCGGAAACCAUCAGCGACAGGUGUGUAGCGGCGCGACAAAGUUGAAGAAGAUGAACAGCCGCAGCCCAGCCGGCAGUACGAGCUCUGGUUACCGGUCCGGGCAUUACGCGGUCGACAGCGACAGCGACAGCAGCUAUCACGUCAUGCAGUCGUCCAGUGUGCAGCUCAGCUGCAACACGAACCGCGACGCAGCCUCCUCAUGCAACUCUCAGCAUAGCUACAGCGACAAGCCGAUCGCAGACGCGUCGACGGAGGUUUACUCGAUAUUGAACUCAAAGAUACCGCAGCGGUGCUUCAAGAAGAUCAUGCAUACCCGAGAUGGCAAGAUUUACGACCCGCGAGAGGAGAAGAAGCUGCUGCAGAACAAUAAGCAACGUCGCCUUAGGAUGGCUAUAAGGAGACGCAACUAUGAGGUUUCUUACAUCAGCAGUUUGGAGUUCAUGAGGCACUUCGUUAACCUCUACAAGGAUCAACUGGGCCAGCUGUUCGGCUUCGACCAAGAGGAUUUGGACGAGGUGAAGCCUGAAGGCUCGGUCAUCUACUGCGACAAAAUCAUGAUAUCUCACAAUUCUAGACUCUGCAAGGUCGAGUCGUACGAGGUGACGCCGGCGAUCUGGCUGCAGUGGCCGGAAUACUCCCAGGAGUGGUUGGACCGGCCGAGAAGCACGUGGCCGACCUACAGUGACAUCAGCAAGGUGAAGGACUUCGGCUGCCACAUGGUGCCGGAAGGCUUCCUGCCGAAAAAGGGCAGCAAUCUCUACCACGAGCUCGAGUGGCAGCUGAUGUUCCCAGCCGCUGAGCGAUAUCUAGAGACCUGCAUGACGCACUCUCAAGUUCAAGUGUACCUAAUCGCGCUGAUGUUGCACAAGAGCUUCAUAAGACCAGUCUUCGAUACCAUGUAUGGCUUGACGACCUCCCAUAUUAGAAACAAGAUGUUCUGGUUGAUCGAAGAGGACGACAGACCCUCAAAAUGGCCCGACAAUCGGACCGGCGAGUGCCUGAUCAAGUUGCUCAACGGUCUUUACCGUUGCCUCAGUCAAAACGAGCCGACCUUGUCGGACUACUUCGUCCGCGACAAGAACGUGUUCCAGAGAGUGCCGUCCGACCACUUGCUGCAUACCCAGAAGCAACUGAAAAGGAUCAUCGAGAACCCGGUCAUGUACUUGUUCCACGCGAUGGAGAACAUCAGGCAUAGCGAGAAGUUCUUCCCGCGGCUGAACUACGAGAUGCUGCUGAAGAUCUUGACGAUGGACGCGUUGGCCCUGGUGAAUCCGGCACUCGGCCAGUCUAUGUUCAUGUCGUCGGCGUCGUCAUCACGAUCGAAGGCGCACGAUGAGUCCCACAUGGCCAGGGACGAGAUCUACAAUAAGCCCGGCGGAUUCUGGGACACCGCGAAGUUGCAGACCGAGAAGAAGAUAUACACGCGAGUGGUCACCAACAGAACGUUGAUCAAUCCGCGCAGGGCGACGGACUCCAUUAUCGAGAUCUCGGUGCGCUGCGGAGAACUGGAGGGUCCAAGGCUAGGCGCUCUGUUGGACUUCUUUGUCAGGCACUUCAUAAAAAUGGCCGAGCGCUGUCACCAGUAUCAGGCUUAUCAGCAGAAAAAGGUUUAUCUCGAUCAGGCGGAUCGGCUGUCGAUCAUUCUGUCGGAGGUGAGCAGAUACACGGACGACGCUAAGGCUUAUCGCGACAAGAUCUACAUUCUGAAGCUGAAAAAGACGAGUUCAAGGUCACAGCAAAAGGACCUCCCGGAGACACCCAAGAGGAACGGCGAACCUCUAUUCGUUGGCACUCUGAAGGACCGUUUCAUACGAGAGGCUGCCGAUGUCACGGUAGAGCCUAAGGAGAAGCAACCGCAAUCUAGUCGUGAGGAUUGCAAAGACAAGGUCGCCAAGAGCACCUUCUAUGAGGUGCGAUUCGAGAAUAAGGAUAACACGCAGGUGAAGCCUGCGAAACCUGCGAAGUCAAGCGAAGGCAAAAGCAGCGAAAUUACUUCUAUCUUGAAGAACCCCACACCGAGGGAUCAAUGUGACGAGUCGGCUUCUAGUACAGCCCAGAAAGUAGUUUCCUUAGCGGAUAACCAAAAUGACUCGUUUCUAACGGAAACGACAUACAUAUAGCACGUUUACUGAGAAUAGGACGUGGAUGAUUUGUCGGGGACGAACAAUCUUUUCUUGUUGGCAACAAUACGUAACAAUAUUAGGAACAAAUUGAGGACAAGAUAAACUAAAUGGUAUUCAUUGUUGUCAUUUCGAGAGGGAAUGAGAUAAUCAAUUUAGGUAGAAGACUGAGCGUGCUUAUCAUCUUGCCGAGUUGUCAACAUCCGACUAUCAUCGAGUUAUGUAAAAAGUCAAACGAUUAUCAAAUCGUAAUCAAACUUAGCUUAACAGUAGCAAGCAAUUGUUGUUUUAGUUAAAGUUGUCUGACAAAUUCACUUAAAAAUUGUAAUGUUAUUGUGUACAUAUACACACACAUACACUGUGUAAUAUUAUUUAGUUUAUUUAAGAGAUUGCGUUGCCAGAUUACGCAUGUCGAAAGAAAGAGAGAGAGAGAGAAUCUUCUAUUAAAAUAUAUUCUUAUUUAAUUAAUUCACAAAAAAUUCUCACACACACAUCUUUCUUCUAAAUCAUUCUUGUAAAUAAUCAUUCUUUUUCACGCGUGUAUGCCGCAUGAAUGAUAAUUGAAUAUUGUGUUCAGCAUGGUGGAAUAAUUAAUAAAU
Harpegnathos saltator (Jerdon's jumping ant) is the source of this 4039-nucleotide messenger RNA. RefSeq lists its product as uncharacterized. NCBI's taxonomy places the organism in Eukaryota, Metazoa, Arthropoda, Insecta, Hymenoptera, Formicidae. The transcript is spliced from 4 exons. Bases 429 to 3440 code for a protein of 1003 amino acids. The record is from RefSeq and is a predicted model, not a curated record.